Messenger RNA from Phialemonium atrogriseum, 454 nucleotides. RefSeq names its product RmlC-like cupin domain-containing protein. The transcript has a single exon. The record is from RefSeq and is a predicted model, not a curated record. Lineage: Eukaryota; Fungi; Ascomycota; Sordariomycetes; Cephalothecales; Cephalothecaceae. The coding region runs from base 65 to 454 and encodes 129 amino acids.
CUGAUAUUCAUCAUCAGCUGACAAGACGGAGCGGGUGGAUCUGUCUAGCACCAUCACCAUCACCAUGCCCGGGUCCAUCAUCAUAGCCAAUGGCAAGAGCGAAGACGUGAAAUCAGUGCAGCGAACCGAAACCUUCACGGGCGAAGUAUGGAGCCAGAUGGUGGCAACGUCCGGAAACGUGGCAAUGGGCAGCAACGUUUUCAUGCCAUGCUCCAGAACUCACUGGCAUACCCAUGAAGGCGGCCAGAUGCUCCAUGUCACCGUCGGGUCUGGUUGGAUCUGUGAUAAGGGAGGGGAGCCUCGCCGCAUCAAAGCAGGCGAUGUCAUAUGGGCUGAACCAGGGACGACGCAUUGGCACGGCGCUGACAAGAACAGCUUCAUGUCACACCUAGCUGUGGGAAUUGGCCAAACGACAUGGCACGAAGAGGUUGUGGAUGAUCUCUACAAGAAUUAG